This is a messenger RNA of Echinostoma caproni, 417 nucleotides long. The record is from the annotation of a GenBank genome assembly. NCBI's taxonomy places the organism in Eukaryota, Metazoa, Platyhelminthes, Trematoda, Plagiorchiida, Echinostomatidae.
AUGAAUCGAUGUACGAUAGAUACUGUGUACGCUAAUCAGCUAUAUCAUUCAGUGUAUCUAACCCCGGACUAUGUUGCUCGUGAGAUCCCCAACCAUGGAACCAAAUGCGACCUAGCCGUGUUCAUUUACCACCCACCUCGGCAAAUAAUGUACGCUGAAGAAGACAAUCUAGUGACGUGCUUCUUGCAUGCCUCAGUUGUCGUAAUCUACGGAGAUCGAGUAGAGCAAGUGGACAAGUUUUGUUAUUUGGGCAGCUACAUCUCACCCGGUGGAUGCAUUACGGAUGACGCGUCAGCUCGCGUACACAAGACUCGGUUGGCAUUUGCUAACUUGAGACAUCUGUGGCGCUGUCGCGACAUCCGACUGCCUGUGAAGGGUCGGGUGUAUACUGCGGCAAUUCGUUCAGUUCUGUUAUAG